AACAGUAAAAGGAAAACGGCAAAAUGAAAUUCCAUGCUCUAUUUUUGCUCCUCUGCGUAGUCGUGGGUCAGUCCUCGGCCAAAUAUCAGUUGCGCACUCAAGAGGAUGCUCUACGGGCGCACGAGGAGUGCCACGAGGAGUUCCGUGUGCCAGAUGAUAUCUAUGAAAAGUUCUUGAACUACGAGUUCCCAGAACACCGACGCACCAGCUGCUACGUCAAGUGCUGGGUGGAGAAAAUGGGUCUGUUCAACGAGCGCAAGGGUUUCGAUGAGAAAUUCAUUAUUGCCCAGUUCACGGCGAAGAAUCACAAGGAUCUGGAGUCGGUGCGUCAUGGCCUGGAGAAGUGCAUUGACCACAACGAGGCAGAGUCCGACACCUGCACCUGGGCCAAUCGAGUGUUCUCCUGUUGGCUGCCCAUCAAUCGCCACGUGGUGCGCAAAACCUACGCCUAAGCCCUAGCCGAUCUGGCCGGCGAUGCCAAAAUUCUGGAGAAAUGUUUGCGCACCCUGAGCACACCGGAGCACAUAGACGCCGAUCUGCAAAAGCUUGAGCGCUAUGUCGAUUGGAGCAGCGAGGAGCUGCCCUGCCUGAUGCGCUGCCUCGCCCACGAGAAAGGCUGGUUCGACAUCGACGCCAACAAGUGGCGGAAGCAGCGUCUGGUGGACGAGCUGGGUGCCGAUAUCUACAACUACUGUCGCUACGAGCUGCAGCGCAAGCAGCGGGAUGGCUGCACCUAUGCCUAUCGGGGCCUACGCUGCCUCAAGCAGGCCGAAACGCAUGCAGGCACCAGCUACACAAAGCUGCUUCAAUGCGCCCGCCAGCUGAACGCCAGCAACGUGGAGCUGCUGCAGUACACCAAGCUGCGACCCAAGGAGAGCAUUCCCUGCCUCUUCGAAUGCUUUGCAGGUGCUAUGCAUUUCUACGACAAGACGGGCAAUUGGCAGCUGAGCAAUUGGCAUCAGGCCUUUGGACCCAGUCGCCACGACCAGCACGAUUUUGAAUCCUGUCGCAGCAGCGAGGAGCAGCGUCUGCGUGCCGACAAUAAGUGUGCCUGGAUGUAUGAGGAAUAUCUCUGCUGGGAGCGCCUAAACGGCAACUUGGAAGCAGAGCCUAUUGACACAACAACAACAGCAACAAUGACGACGACGACAAAAGCAACUGCAAACUAGUUAACACUUUCGAUUUUAACAUAGCAUUGACUGUAUGUAUUAUAUAUAGUACUUAUAAAAUAAGUCGGCACUACUCUUAAAAAAGGAUGAA
Scaptodrosophila lebanonensis is the source of this 1260-nucleotide messenger RNA. RefSeq lists its product as uncharacterized. The record is from RefSeq and is a predicted model, not a curated record. The transcript has 3 exons. Gene Ontology annotation, biological process: sensory perception of smell. NCBI's taxonomy places the organism in Eukaryota, Metazoa, Arthropoda, Insecta, Diptera, Drosophilidae. Gene Ontology annotation, molecular function: odorant binding.